Lachancea nothofagi CBS 11611 is the source of this 1398-nucleotide messenger RNA. NCBI's taxonomy places the organism in Eukaryota, Fungi, Ascomycota, Saccharomycetes, Saccharomycetales, Saccharomycetaceae. The record is from the annotation of a GenBank genome assembly.
AUGUGUGAUAACAUAAAGGUAGCCGCACGGUUAAGAAGGCCCUUACUCCGUGAAUCUGAUAGUAUUCUUAUAGCUAAGGUCAAGUCAGAGAACACAAUAUCUAUUGGGCGUAAUGAAAAGGACGAAUGCAAGACCUUUCAGUUUGAUCACUGCUCAACAUAUUCAGACAAUGCUUUAGAAGAUCAAGAACAAUUAUAUGAAUUACUUGCCAGAGAUUAUCUCUUGCAUGCACUUGACGGCUAUAAUACAUGCAUUUUUGCAUAUGGCCAGACCGGAUCAGGCAAGUCACAUACAAUGACAGGUUCCACACAGUGUCCAGGAAUAGUACCGAGAAUCUGUCAAGAGCUAUUCGAAGUUCGUGACCUUUAUGAGUCUUCAGAUGAUCAGUUAAAUACUCAAUUCAAGAUUCGGUGCUCCUACUUUGAAAUCUAUAACGAAACCGUUCGAGAUCUGCUGGGUAGGGAAAAGUGCAGAAUAAGGGAAAGACCUGACAAGACGACUUACGUGGAAGGGCUGAAAGAGUUCGAGGUGUUCUGUGUCAGCGAUAUCCUAGAAUAUCUUAGUCAGGGAAAUGAAAGGAGAGUUGUCGGAGCAACACAAGUGAACGAACUGUCCAGUAGAAGUCAUGCAAUAUUCACUAUCGACAUAGAGCAGCAAGAGAUAACCCCUCUCGGCCACACUUUAGAGCGGAAGUCAAGCAUCAAGCUUAUUGAUUUAGCAGGUAGCGAAAGGGCUAGUGCAUCCAAAACCACGGGUGAACACUUGAAAGAAGGUGCCAAUAUCAACAGGUCACUGAGCACAUUAGGGAGAGUGAUUUCAACACUCGCCAAAACGAAGAAACCAAUUUUGAUACCAUACCGAGAUGCUGCUUUGACUUGGGUUCUAAAGGAAAGUUUAGGAGGUAAUAGUAAGACCUGUAUGAUCGCAUGCGUCUCGCCAUGCGACUACGAAGAAACUAUGUCAACGCUACGAUAUGCUACGCUUGCGCGAAAUGUAAAAACGUCAGCUCAAGUCAAUGCCCAUGAAUUGCCAGAUGGGAGAGAACAGAUACUGGCCAUGAAGGCGCAGCUUGAGGAGUUGCAAAAGGCACUCUCGCAAGUUGACAACCAGCGUGCAAUUGGCGAGCGAAUGGAGAAAAUCAAACUCACGAAUCAAUUUCUUGAGUCGCGUAUUGAGCAAGAACGAGACUUAACGGCCAGCUACUAUAAAAAAUGGGCUCAGGCAACCUCUGAGCGAGAUAGCUUAAUGCUAUUGGUAGGGGGAAUUUUGGGUAGCGUUCAAGAAACUCAGGUUAAUGCGCUACGCGGGCAACUUUCAAGUUUGAAGUUCAGAUCCGAAAAAUUUGGACAAAGGCUUGAUUUAGAAUGUAAUGAGCUAAAAUAUGAUUCCGGUGAGUAG